ACGUCGGAAGCGUUUGGGUGCAGCAGCAACAGCGAUGGAGAAGUAUGAAAAGAUCAAAGUUGUUGGAAGAGGAGCAUUUGGGAUUGUUCACCUGUGCCGCAGGCGCAGUGACGGGGCUUUUGUCAUCCUGAAGGAGAUACCGGUGGAGCAGAUGUCACGAGACGAACGCCUGGCAGCUCAGAACGAGUGUCAAGUGCUGAAACUGCUCAACCACCCAAAUAUCAUAGAGUACUAUGAGAACUUCCUGGAAGACAAGGCCCUCAUGAUAGCUAUGGAAUAUGCACCAGGUGGAACAUUGGCUGACUACAUACAGAAACGCUGUAACUCCCUGCUGGAUGAGGACACCAUCCUUCACUUCUUUGUACAGAUCCUGCUCGCUUUGUACCAUGUGCACAACAAACUCAUCCUGCACAGAGACUUGAAGACACAGAAUAUUCUCCUUGACAAGCAUCAGAUGAUCGUCAAAAUCGGGGACUUCGGCAUCUCUAAAAUCCUUGUCAGCAAAAGCAAAGCUUACACGGUGGUUGGAACGCCCUGCUAUAUCUCCCCAGAGCUGUGUGAGGGAAAGCCGUAUAACCAGAAGAGUGACAUCUGGGCUCUGGGCUGUGUGCUCUAUGAACUAGCCAGCCUCAAGAGAGCCUUCGAGGCCGCUAAUCUACCCGCCCUCGUUCUGAAGAUCAUGAGCGGUACCUUCGCUCCGAUUUCAGACCGGUACAGCCCAGAACUCCGACAGCUCAUCCUCAACAUGCUCAAUCUGGAUCCAUCCAAACGUCCUCAACUCAAUGAAAUAAUGGCUCUUCCCAUAUGCAUCAGGCCCCUGCUUAAUCUCUACACAGACAUAGGCAAUGUCAAGAUGCGCAGGAUUGAGAAACCACUCUCUACUGUGCAGACUGGCCCACAAGGCAGACAAGGAGGGAGAGUACCUACGAACAGGUCCAGAGAUGGAUCAGUUGGUUUAGCAACAGGGAAGUUGCACUCCCUCCCUCUGUCCUCUGUGUACACGUGGGGCAGUGGCAUCUCAGCUCCUCUCCGCCUGCCUAUGCUCAACACUGAGGUGCUUCAGGUGUCUCUGGGCCGCACUCAGAAGAUGGGGGUGACCAAGUCAGGUCGACUGAUCACCUGGGAGGCUCCAUCAGUGGGGUCUGGUGAGGCCAGUCUGCCUGGUGUGGCGGAGCAGAUGCAACCUCAGUUCAUUUCACGCUUCCUAGAGGGUCAGUCUGGAGUCACCAUCAAAUCUGUGUCCUGUGGCGAUCUUUUUACCACCUGCAUGACAGACAGGGGCAUUAUCAUGACUUUCGGAAGUGGGAGCAACGGUUGUCUAGGACAUGGGAACUUUAAUGAUGUAACACAGCCCAAGAUAGUAGAGGCGCUCCUCGGCUAUGAGCUGGUUCAGGUGUCGUGUGGUGCUUCCCAUGUUCUCGCUGUAACCAAUGAAAGAGAAGUAUUUUCCUGGGGAAGAGGAGACAAUGGUCGCCUCGGGUUAGGCACCCAAGACACCCACAACUGUCCACAGCAGGUGUGUUUACCUGUGGAGUUUGAGGCCCAGAGGGUGAUGUGUGGAGUUGACUGCUCCAUGAUUGUCAGCACCCAGCACAGCAUUGUGGCAUGUGGAAGCAACAGGUUUAACAAGCUUGGGUUGGAUAAAAUAACAGCUGGAGAGGAACCAAAUCCUUCAAAUCAGGUGGAAGAAGUCAAUUCUUACACUCCUGUCCAAUCAACCCCACUGAACAGUGAGAAGAUUGUUUAUAUUGACAUAGGAACAGCCCAUUCUGUUGCUGUUACAGAGAGCGGUCAGUGUUUUACUUUUGGCAGCAACCAGCAUGGACAGAUGGGCUGUAGUUCCCGUCGUAGCAGCCGUGUGCCUUACCCGGUGCCCGGCCUGCAGAAUAUCACUAUGGCUGCCUGUGGAGAUGCUUUCACUCUAGCGAUCGGAUCCGACGGGGAGGUGUACACCUGGGGAAAGGGGGCCCGUGGACGCCUCGGAAGGAAAGAGGAGGAUUCUGGGAUACCAAAGGCGGUGCAGCUCGACGAGAGUCACCCGUUCACGGUGACAUCAGUGGCUUGUUGUCAUGGCAACACUCUGCUGGCAGUGAAACCUUUGCUUGACGAACCCUCCCCGAGAUGAUGUUUUCCUAAACAGUGACCUGUACCCACUCAGCGAUCAUCAUCAUGAAGCCUGGCGGUGGCUUGAGGUGAAGGACAGCUUCCUCUGAAUAACUCCUCCCAAGGGCCCAUCUGUGCUGCAGUAGAAAGAUUCUCUUUCAUACUGCAGCUGCGACCACAGAAUUUCACUUGAUCAUCCUCUCAUCUAUUUAGUUGUUUUUUUUCUCCCUUGGGAAUGAAACUGUGUUUGUUUCAUUUUUUAUAUGAUGGAGCAAAACACAAAAAAAAGCCAAAACCUGACUGGUUCAGCAGGUGUAUCUCACCGUGAGGGUAGUUGAGGGAGUGUUGUAACACUUGCUGAAGCUGGAUUGCAGGAAGUCAUUAGGCAGCUUUCAUGUGGUGAGCUAUUGUCCUCUCUCACAUGCAGGGUGUGCAUGAUAAACCAUGAAAGGCCAGUAAAAGUCAAACUGGUUUGAGCUCUCUUAAGCCAGUGCUGAAUGAGAUGAUACAAGGCAUAGAAACCAAAAUAAUGAAUGUCAUGUCAGUGUUAAGUAACUCAUCAGUCAAAUGAACCAAACAGAUUAAUCUCAAUCACAUCGUCGGCGGUCACAUUGUGCUUUAUUGGAUUAGCCCUCCGCUACAUUUGUGAAUCAGCAGCAGUGUUCAAAUCAGAUAACGACAUGUUGUUUAGUGCUAGACUUAAACCAACACUUAAACAACGAGACUUUAUAGUGUUAAAGAGACUGUGACUGUGUCCGAAAUCACUCCCUCAUUCACUCAUUCUCUCAGUCACUAUUAUAAUAAACACUCAGUAGUUUACUCUGUAGUGUUUAGUAAAUCAAGAUUUCAGACAUUUAAUGGAUCAUCAUUUUGCUUCAUCACAGCGCAGCUGUUAUCUUUGCAGCUAUUAAAUGUGGUUGUAUUGUGGGCUUGUUGUAGAAAGUAGUGUGUGUGCCACGCUCACUACUUUUUGUGUUACAUUAUAUGAACCUUUGAGGACACUAAAUUGUGCAUACAUUUCACAGUUGGACACUAAGUGAAAAUGGUGGACAGUAUAUAUAGUGCACUAUAUUUUAAGUAGGGAGUGAGAUCAGACACAUCCUGUGUAUUUUUGGAAGAUUCAGUAUUGUAACUCAUUGAAAUGUGCAUUAUAUUUUAAGAUGGUGUAUAUAUGUUGUGAAAACUGUAUUUAUAGGGUGACCUAUGUGCCAAGAAUGGAAAUUCACUCACUGUGUUUGUCAUAAAAAAACACUUGAUGCAG
Molecule: messenger RNA, 3364 nt
Organism: Scomber scombrus (Atlantic mackerel)
Lineage: Eukaryota; Metazoa; Chordata; Actinopteri; Scombriformes; Scombridae
Gene: nek8
Product: NIMA-related kinase 8
Exons: 15
Coding region: 35-2125 (696 amino acids)
Biological process (GO): protein phosphorylation
Molecular function (GO): protein kinase activity; ATP binding
Source: RefSeq, a predicted model, not a curated record